Molecule: messenger RNA, 378 nt
Organism: Eucalyptus grandis
Lineage: Eukaryota; Viridiplantae; Streptophyta; Magnoliopsida; Myrtales; Myrtaceae
Product: cysteine proteinase EP-B 1
Exons: 1
Coding region: 1-378 (125 amino acids)
Cellular component (GO): lysosome
Molecular function (GO): cysteine-type endopeptidase activity
Source: RefSeq, a predicted model, not a curated record
AUGGACAGGACUUGCAAUGCAACGAAAGCAGCAGAACACACGGUGCGAAUCAAGGGUUUUGCAGAUGUGCCGCCCGGUGAGGAUGAGCUCAUGAAGGCAGUCACCCAACAAACAGUCGUGGUCAUUAUCGCAGCAAGCGGGCGAGUGUUCCAGAGCUAUAGACAUGGCGUGUUCAAUGGAGAUUGCGGCUCGCAGCUGGACCACGUUGUUGUCGUCGUUUGGUAUGGGAAGAGCGAGGAUGGAAUCAAUUUCUGGAAGAUCAAGAACUCUUGGGGCGUGGCAUGGGGUGAAGGCGGUUACAUGAGGAUUCAGAGAGGCGGUGGUAGUUCUAAAGGAAUGUGCGGACUCUCAUCGGAAGCUUCUUAUCCAAUUGCUUAA